This is a messenger RNA of Fusarium musae, 801 nucleotides long. RefSeq lists its product as uncharacterized. The record is from RefSeq and is a predicted model, not a curated record. NCBI's taxonomy places the organism in Eukaryota, Fungi, Ascomycota, Sordariomycetes, Hypocreales, Nectriaceae. The coding region runs from base 1 to 801 and encodes 266 amino acids. The transcript has 2 exons.
AUGGCAUCCGUCAAGAACAUCAUCUUUGCUCUCUUCGUAGCUGUUGACCUCGCAGCUGCCCACAGCGUUAUCACAAACGCGGUUGGAGACGCCGGCGGCUCUGGCAUGGCUCUCGGUGUUGACACCUCCACUCCUCGCGAUGGCACCAGACGCCGUCCCUUCCAAACCGAUGCUACUCGCUUCCGUGGCAAUGCCGCUGACACUGUUGGCGAGACCCUCGCUGGUGGUGACAACCAGAUCGAGCAGGGCACCCUCGACAUCAUGGAAGAGACCGGCAGUCAGCUUCCUCAAGUCAACCCUGGUGGCAGCCUUGAGAUGACCGUCCACCAGGUCAAUUCUGAUGGUGCUGGACCUUAUACCUGUAUGAUCAACGCCGAUGGAACAGGCACCUCAUGGGACAACAUCCAGGUUACUACCAAUGUUGAAGGCAACGAUCGAGGCCGCAACCGUGAUGGCGAGAUGGGUGACUUUCCUCUAGUAGCCUCGAUCCCUGCUGGACAGGAAUGCACGGGCUCUGUUGCUGGUGAGGAAAAUAACCCGGCGCGUGCUGGUCCUUUCGGUGGCGUCAUUCCCGUUCAAAUGGCUCAAGCUACCGGCAACAACAACGCUGGCACUGGCAACAGUAACAACAACGCUGGAAACACUGGCGGCACUGGUAGUUCUGGCAAUGCAGACAACACGGGUAGCGCGAACAACGGUAACAGCAACGGAAACGCUGGUGAGGAUGGAGAAGAUGAUACUCAGAACAGCACCAACACCAACAACCGUAACAACCGCCGCGCUACUCAGUUCUCUGCAUAA